Molecule: messenger RNA, 8301 nt
Organism: Bicyclus anynana (squinting bush brown)
Lineage: Eukaryota; Metazoa; Arthropoda; Insecta; Lepidoptera; Nymphalidae
Exons: 7
Coding region: 223-1716 (497 amino acids)
Source: RefSeq, a predicted model, not a curated record
GAUCCUGAGUAAAUAUGUUCCUUGCUCUGUAGUCUGUACCUUAGAAAAUAACAAAAUGAUGACGCAAAAUGUUGUACUGAUAAAUUCCCAAAUAAUUUAAACGCAAAUUGUUUAGUGAAGAAGUGUGGCAGUAAUUUAUACGAUUAAUUACUUUUUACUGAUAUUUAGUUUUUCGUGUUGUGUAUAUAUUUUUCUAAAGAAGGAUUUUCGCAAAGUUAAAACAUGGCUCGAUUUUUACUAUCGCUUUGUUUUAUAUUUAUUUUUGAUAAAGUUUCCGGCUUAAAAUUGUCACUCACAAGCAAUGGCCCAGCGGUGCGAGGAUCCAAUGUAACAUUCACAGCUGUAGUCACUGGUUUUAAUGGAGAGAACUUGAAGUUUGUCUACUGGGAUGAUGCCCAGCCACAACAUACUGCUGAGUUUAUUGAAAGCUCAAACAUAUCGCAUUGGGUAGUGGAAUACCAUAAAGAUCUGUACGAAGCUCAGAACUACACUGUGAAAGUAAACCUAAUGAAGAGUUUUUAUGGCAUUUGGUACUUGGUAACAACUGCAAGCACUGUCUUUGAAUUAACAGAUUCCCUGAAUGGUAAUUUAGUGCUCAACCAGAAUAAUUUGGACCGGCCCAACAGAUUUGUAGCAGUCAAUAAACCUGUGCACCAUUACGUAAAACUUCCGGACAACGAGAUCGAGUUUCUAAAACAAAAUUCCUCAAUAAUAAUUACAUAUUGGUUCAUUGAUUGUAUGUACGUAGACCAAACGAGUGAUUACUCAUUGAACUACACGUAUCCAGAUGUAAUGACUGACCACUAUAUCGAUGCGUUGGUUGUUGCUAAUAAUCAACCGCUGCCGCCGAUCACGACGACUACAACAACAACCACGACCACAACAACAACGACAACCACCACUACCACGACAACAACAUCGACUACAACAACAACGCCCAAACCAACGACAAGUGCUCCAACAACAACAACAACAGCAGCGAAAGAUAAUGUGACCACCAGUGAACCGCAUAGUGUAGUGAAAAGAGCAGCAUCGAACAAAACCUUGAAGAAGAAUACCGCAAUCAAAGACUUUAUAUGCCAGAAUUCGAGCAUCGUGCCCAUUGGGGAAACCUAUACAUACGGACAUUACCAACAAAGUAUUAGUGUGAGAGAACCCAUAUCAUCUCUCAACAUAUCGGGCCUGAACUGGCUCCAACAUGGCGAUCUAUUAAAACUGCAAGUGAAGUACACCGGCUCGCCGCCAUUCGACUAUUGUGCACUGUACAUACCGGGCCAGUACAACGUGACUGGCAACGAGACGUGCACAAUGAAAACAACGACUGUGUCGAACAUGUUCCCACUUGUGCACUACUUCUCUGACAGCGACCAGCACACUGUAGUCGUUGUGCUAGAGAAUGACAUCGGGAGGACUGUGUCUAGAGCAACUAUUAACAUUUAUAAAGCAUUGGUCCACGCACAGCUGUCAGUCAUCGUGGUACCUGUUGCUUUCUGCCUCGUCGCCGUCACCCUUGUGGUAUUUGGCAUCGCUUACUAUCAGCAUCGCUCGAGGCACACAAUCGAAGUGGCGGACUUCGAUUUCGGUCAGCAACUGAACCUGGAUUACAAAACGUUCACCGAACGUCUCAGGGACAGUUUUCGGAAUGCUGUGAACUUUACACAUCGCGACGACACCGAACCACUCACUUCGGACACUCGAUACGACUAUAUGACAUAAGUAUGAUAUAGUUUUACAUAUAUUCUAUGGUGUAUAUGUCUUACGAAAUCCUAAGUUGCUUGGCGAUUCGCAAAAGUGGGAAUUUGUUUAAUUACAAGUCAUGGCUUCCAGUCGUAAGAAACCGGGGCGCGGCGUAUAGUUACUAACCACUUACAAAAUAAACCACGUCAUUAAUAGGGUAGUUGGCUCAUUUCAUUUCGUAUAGUACUUGGAAUAAGGGUCCGAAAUAUUAAUUAGUAUAAGUUAAGGGUUUCAUAAAAAAGUUAAUUUAAAAAAAUAUGUAUUUUUUAAAAUUUUUCCAUGCGUCAAAAACGUUGUCGUUCAUUUUGUGACGUCUCGAUGUUACUUCGUCAUUAGAGGUAUAAACGGCAAAUUAACGCACGUCCAAUAAGUUUAGCUUUAGUGUGACGUCAUGACAUAGACAAAAUAUAGACCAUCAUGGCUGAUAACGUUCUGUCUUAAAAAUCAAACUAAAAAAAUAUUUAAAAAUUAUUUUUUUUAUGUAUUCAAUUUUUAUGUCUCAAGAUAUAUGUUUUCAAUCUAGUAGAACGAUAAUGAAUAAUUUAAGACCCUUUUGAAAAAAGUGUCAACUAGCCUAUUAUGCUAUGCUAUAACUAUGAAUGUACUUUUCUAUGUAGGUAUAAAUCGCGCCAAACUUCUAAUCCGCUCUGAACGGGGUUAUUUACCUGCCCAGUUGGGCUUGUUGCAACUUCAGAGCGGACUAGAAGAUUAGCAUGGAACAUAAAUAUCUUUUAUAUCUAAAGUAAAUAAAUAACGCUAAAAAGUUUCUCUUUAUGUUUGACAAUAUUUAAUAUUUAUUUAAUUUAUUACUGUAAAUGAAACAUGUAUAACUAGAUUUUGUCCGUGACUUCACGUGCAAUUCUGUCUAAGGAAGAUGCCUCAUUACUGCGUUGCGUAGCGUCUUCGCAACGCAAUAGAUUACGACCUGUCAGUCUCAACAAUAUAUCGGAAUAAAUGAAACACUAUGAAAUAAAUGAAAUAUCGCUGCGAUGAAGCAACGCUUUAAUGUGGCAUGUCAUCUAAGAUAUAUGGAAAACGACGCAGCGUUGACGUCCCAACAGAGGGCCUAGUGGCAGUUUGAUACUGUUACUAUCACGUUAACGUAAACGCGAAUUUCUAAGGAAUUGAACAAUUGUUUCAAUUCCAUAUAAAUUUGUGUUUACGUCUACGCGAUAGUAACAGUAUGAAAAUAUUGAAAACUCUCACUAGGCACACGGAACACAACGCACUAAAGUGUUUUUCAAAAUAGCAUGGGCACAGUGACAGUCGCCUGUAUGACAUUCAUAAUACGUACUAUUAUCGUGAAUCGUGUCAAACUUUCAUGAGUGAAACGACUGUAACCCGCACCAUCUUUCAUGAAACGAACCGUAAUAGGGCUAAGCUCUAAUACAACAAUGGCUUUUUCCACAUGUCCGAUCUCAAUGAAAUAAUGCUUAAAUAUAUUAUUACAAGGUAAGCUUAAUUUACCUGUAGAAGCGCUUGAAAAUUAAUUAAGAACCUUGGAAAUAGUGUGAACAAAGAUACAGACAGACAGAUAAAUUAAAAAAAGUGUUCCAGCUCUGACGCACGAAUGGAGUUUACUCUUUCAGAUCCACUGUCUAAAUAGGUAUAUGUAUGUCUCGAUACCUACACCUGUAAAGUGAAAGGUGCGCAAUCUAGGAGCAGCAGGCCGCGGCGUGCGCGCCUGCCAACUGCUUGCACGGUGAAAGGUGCGCAGAAUAGGUUGCGCACAUAAACGUAACGCUGUCAUUCGUUCAUCGAAUUUUACUGUCUAUAUUUUUUUCAUAUCGGGGGCUAUAUAUGAAAAAUCAAUUCUUAAGGAGUAAACUCCAAAAAUAAAUUAUUUUAGGGUCAGAUAUGUCUUGGUAUGUUAUGGUAUGUAGAUUUAUCUUUAGUGUAAAUAUGUAUAGCCACAUAACAAUUAAAUAAUCUUGAUUAACGUAAUGAAAUCAUUCCAAUAUUACCUGAUAAUGAGAUUUAUUUUAAUUUUUUGCUUGAUUUGCGGUACGAGGUUUUUUGACCUCAUACUAAAACUGUGAGGUGAGGUACGAGGCCCAUCGACCUCGUAUCUUUUGAAGUCACUAGACGUACGAGGUCAAUUGACCUCGUACCGCAGCGAACGUGUUAAUACUGUUUACUUUGACCAUUAUUUUUUUUACUUCCUUUUCAACAAAGUUUAAUUGUUUCACACACUUUCACAAUAGCAGCUAUUAUUUAUUAUUAAGUCCAUCUCCUCAUCGUAGUUCCUACAUUAUUACAUUUAGCACUUAGCGCAAGCGUAUAAAGGGGAAAGCCCGUCCCCGGGCUAUGCCUUCCCUAACCACCCGGCAAUUUACUUAUAUCUAAAAAAAAAUUUUGAUAAUUUUACUUUAAUAAUGAAUUCAUAACAUUAUCAAAAAAAAGUUUGCUAUAACACUUUAUGACAUUUUUAAUUCAUCUUUAAUUUGUCUACAACGAGGACAGGCUAAGAUCGUUGACAGUCUGAGUUUCAUGAUUUUUUUUGAAGACUUUUGAUUAGUUUGUUUGUUUUCUUGUUGGUAACAGAAAAAAUAAUACAAAAAACAUUGUACAGCUUCAAAUGUUACUUUGCCGCUUUGGUACAUCGGCAAACAUUCUUUCAAGAAACUUUCAUUUUUCUUCAAGAGACAUACUUUUAAUAAGCCAAUUAAAUAACCAGAUCCUUAUCUAUACAUCAUAUUAUCAUCUCUAUGUACUUUUAUACGGGGGUAUACCUGGGUUCCCUAGGCCGAUGUUGUAUGGGCCGGUGGGCAAUUUCCUUUAUCCUUAAGAUUUUUUUGUCAUCAGUAGAUUAUGUAUAUAAUAAAAAAAAUAUUGUUAUUCUUAUAUCAGCAACAUAGUAAUUAUUUCAGGCGCCUUUUUAGAUACCAGUCUAAGUUAACGCUUAUUUGUGUAUGAAGAUUUUUGUAAAAUUGCUUAAUGCUAGCCACUCACCAUUCGAUCGCGAUGUGCCUGACGACAUGCACAUCGCGACCAACACACGAUCACUUUUCUCGGCUAUCAAGGCUUUGGCGCUGCAGGCAUGUUGGCGUACUUGAUCGUCUGUGGCUGACAUUAAGCAUCAUAGCCAAUCACGUCAUCUAUCAUUUAUAAUGUAUAGAAAUAUUAUUUUAAUUUGUUCGAAACGUUUACUAUCAAAGGAAAUUAUGUAGUAAUUUUUUUAUUUAUAUUGUAUCUAUGUGUGGGCAUGAACACAAACUUUACAUACGCAAAUAAAUGACGUAACACAUUCUGUAACCGCUAUUUUGAAUUAACUUUUUUAAUUGCGCGGAAAAUAAUAGUAUUACUUAUAUUGAAGGAUUUAAAAGAUAUGAAUGUUAUUAUUUAGUAUGUAGAUUGUAAAAUUGAACGGCCAAAUUAUAGUUACUAUUUAUAAGUGUGCACGUAAAAAUAUACCUACUGGAUGUGCAAAUUUGGAGUUUUUGUACUUUCGAUUAAUUUUUGAAUUCGCAUCUUUGUGCACACAUACAUAAAUAACUGUUUAAAACAUUUAAUUUUGUAGAGCCGAAGUUUGUAAUGAAAUUGUAAGUAAAUCAAAAUUACAAUUAGCGAUCUCUGUUUGUAUCUGUCCCAGUAAAUUAGGUAUAGUAUGCUAUAGGACAUCUUUAUCAUGCAUGUGUAAUUAAAACGAAGCUUUAUUUUAGGUAUUAUGUAAAUAAGCUUAAAGGCGGAUUUUUCAUUUGUCUGACGUGUCGUGUUGUGACGCAUCAGAACAGAAUCGGUUUUAUACAUUUUGCAUGCGACGCGUCAGAAGCCAUCAUGACAUGUCACAACACAUAAGUGUAAACGACACGUUACCAUACAAAAUGUAUGAUACCGAUUCUGUUCUGAAGCGUCACGACACGACACGUCAGACAAAUAUAAAUCCAGCUUUAUUCUAGACUGACACGUGACGGUGAUAUAAGGCACUGUGCACACGUGGACACUUUCGUUACCGACACGGCAAUUGGACACAGAUACUGAUUUCUUCUGCAUAAUACUAUGGAACAUUGAUAGAAUAUUAUUUGCUUGUCUAUGGAUCAGACGCGUGUGUAGUUUUUUGUGAGUUGCGGAAUAAUUUUUCUGUAUAUAAAAUGACAAUGAUCUGGAAAUUGGUAAUGAAAUUUUGAAGCGUCUAACGUAAAUUAUGUCAGUUUAAUAUUUUUUAUUAUUUUUUCUAUUUUUGUCUAUGGCCUAUUGAAGUGAUAACUAAAAUAAAAUCUCACUAAUUUUUGUUUGUCGGCUGUUAUUUCUCAUGUUUACGUAUGUGCUGCGCCUUAUUAACGCAUUUCUUGUUUCAUUAUAAGAUUAUAAAUAUAUUUAUCUUUUGUUUGUUUUUAUGUAAUUAACUUAUAUAAAAGGUGUUACCGCACCUGGACUGAUGGGGGCACGAAUAGCAGCUAAAAAAUAACUAACUACCCCCUUUUGAUGAGCUAUUCUGGGCAUUACUUUGUAUCAUGUUGAAUGUUUUAGUCUAUACUUACUUUAUUUUACCAAAUUUAAACUCUCUUACAGAACAAUAGGCUACUUGCCUCUUUUGUAAACAAUGUUUAAACUGAAUUAUGGAAGUAUUAUAAGCUAUAUUUCAUUUUGUCCCGUCAAUAAUAACCAGUAAAAAAUUCAAUAUAAAUUAAAAAAUAUCUACGUAAAAUUUUUGCCGCCGAAACACAACACAUUAGCAAGUGUCGUCAUUCAUAGAGAUAACAGCGUGAUUGGCGUUUGCAGUAAUGUGAUAUGUCACGUCACCGCAAGCGCCAAUCACAAACCGGUGCCUUGUAGCGAAUGACGUCACAGUCUAUGAUUGGCGUUUGCGGUGACGUGAUAAAAAUACAAUUUUGUUUUAUAAAAAUAUUACAAUUACGAGAUUAUUUUCACAAAUAAAAAUGUGAUUAGAGUUUCUAGGCAUCUAAACUGCCUUAUGCAAAAAAACUUCUUAGUUUUAUACAGCAGGCGAGUAGCCUAUUGAAAUUGUGAAAAUGUUUUAAUGCUAUUUGAAAUUACUUAGUAGUUAGUUGCAAAUUAUAUAAUAUAAAUGAUUUGCUCGUAUGUAGUAUGGUAUACUUGUUACUAUAAUAAGGUCAAGAUAUGUGAAGGACCAAGAUCAAGUAUUAUGAUGAUGAUUUAAAAAAACUUGAUAACAGAGCAAAUCGUUUAAGAUCUUUUCAUAUUCAUUAGCAGCAAAUGCAUUAGAAUAUAUUUUAUUUGUCACACAAGUUACAUAUACCGUCAACUCGGCAGUGCUUUGAAAGUGAAAAACAAUAUCAAAACCAUAGCCAUAAUCACAUUUUGAUAUUUUAUUUAUUUUUCACAUCCCUAAGCACGCUGCAGACUUGACGGCAAACAUGAUCGUAUGUGGCUGGCGUUAGUGACAAAAUGAGCUAUAAAUGAUUUUCUUUACGUUCGUUUACCUAAUCAUAAUCUCGAUUUAGUCCAAUUCUCGUUUCGGAGUGCGGGUUAUUGAUGACUUCCUACAAUUAAUUACUUGCAAGGAUUUUUUUGGUUAUAGUAGCUUUCUGUUUAACCUAUAAAUCAAUUUUAUUUAACCUUUAAAGAAUGCUAUCAAAAGUAUUAUACUACGAUCUUACAUCUGAUCUUGUAUGUGAUCUUGAAUUGUGAUAUAGAAACUUUUUAUUCAACUAAAACAGUUGAGUCAAACGAUUUUUUUUAUUAAAAUUAGUUUUGAAAAUUGCAAAUUUUUCAAUCGUUUGUCAUUUUUACACGCUUUAUAUUAGCUUCACUUGUAACUAUGUAUGUAAGAAAAUUUUGGAAUCUUAAUUUGACCCACUUCCCGGUCUUCGAUUAAGAUGAAAUUUUGCACACGCUCUGAGUUCUGAUGACAAUACAUGACUAGCUAAGAAAAGUCAUUACAAAUCUUAUAUGGCGGCCUCCGUAAGAUUGUUUUUUUUUAUUUAAAGUUAUUAUUCUGUUAGACGAAAUGAGAAUUGGACCAAUACUCUGAUUAAAUCACUUUUAUUUGACACCGAUUCCCAUACGAUGCAAAUAUAAACAUUUUACAAAGUGAUCAGUCAUGUUUUGUGAUAAUAUAAUAGUUUAUUGAAUAGAUGUACUGUAUAUUUAUAAAUUAGUUCUGAAAUAUAAUUAUAUUAUAACGAUAAUAAUAAUAUCUGUAUAUUAGAAGCAGAGAGAGUUGAGGAUGUUUUUAUCAUUCACAUUCCUUCAAAUUCUGGAUUGUCAAAUCCAUGAUUUGAAGGAAUGUGAAUAAAUUGAUUUAUUGUUAUUAUUUUGAAGUUUAAAAAAUACCAAAAUUUUUUUUAAGGUUAAUAUGAUAUUGGAAGAAUUAUUUAAUUAAUUUUUCAUUGAUAAUUUUCUAGUCUUAAUAUAGCAUUAAUUUUGGGAGAAACAAUUAUUAUUAUUAUAUUGUAAAUAUGGAUUUAGAUAUACAUAUAACAUUAUUUUAAAUUCUACAAAUAUUAUUAAAACACGUGAUGUGUAUAUCAGCUGGACAAACGAACCUUUGACCUCUUUAUCUCGUAAACAAGUCUCCAUGCCUCUAAAGUACAGAACGUUUGUAUAAUAUUGGUAGUUAUAAUAAAGUGUUACUUGAAA